AAAAUGCCCGUCUUUCUUUGGUGCUGCCGUCAUCUCUCUGCGCUUCUCUUUGACUGUUUACAGCUUCUAUGAGGGAAGGUCGCUUCAUUCUUUGCUGGUGAGUUAACUGAUUAAAGACUGGCUGCUCUGGAUCCUGGCCAUGGAUGAAGAGUUGACGCCUUUGGACUGCCUUCUGCCCUCAGGCAUGCAGAGGAUCUGUCUGAUUAUUCUGAACCAGCCUCUAAAUCAAGACUACCUGCACAUUCUCUGGAGUAAAGCUCUCUUGAGGGCAUGUGCUGAUGGAGCUGCCAAUCACCUUUACAACAACACUGCUGGAGACAGAGACAGCUUUCUCCCCGACUAUAUCAGUGGGGAUUUUGAUUCCAUUACUGACGAGGUCAAAGCAUUCUAUGGAGACAAGGGGUGCAAUCUGAUAGAAACAGCUGACCAGGAUCUAACGGACUUUACCAAGUGCCUCGCGAUCAUGGUGGAGGAAAUUCAUAGACGACAGUUACAGGUGGAUGCCAUAGUGACACUGGGCGGUCUGGCUGGCAGAUUUGACCAGACCAUGGCAUCUGUUGAGACCCUCUACCACUCUCUGUCAAUGACACAACUUCCCCUGUUGAUGAUACAGGGGACCAGCCUAAUAUGCCUUCUCAGACCUCAGGGCAGUCACAGACUAGCGGUGAAUACAGGCCUGGAGGGGGACUGGUGCAGCCUCAUUCCAGUGGGUGGCCCCUGCCAAACAACCACGACUGGACUGAAAUGGAAUCUGGAUAACCAGAUCUUGCAGUUUGGGAAGCUGGUAAGCACCUCCAACGCCUAUGAACCCGUUGCCCCUGGAAACCCCAGAAAGCCUGUAACCGUGACAACAGACCAGCCCCUGCUCUGGAGCAUGGGCAUCUGUGAGGAUGGGCAAUGACACAGAAGCCCCCUUCUUCUCGGGCCACAUUUGACGACUACUUUGCUACAGCUGAGCUAUGGCAACCGUUUAGAUGUUUUGUACAGCACGAGGUAAAAGGAGGAAGAAGCUAAAGCACCAUUACAUAUGGCCAGCUAAUGGUUUCCAUGAUUGUCUUGUAAUAGAAUGACUAAGACUUGGGCAGCUCGGUUGGAAUACAAGAAAAUUCAAAACUGACUGUUUUUACACCACAGUGGCCAUCUUUGACUGAUAUUUACUGUAUUAUUUUAACAGGUUUGGAUACGCUUCCUCACUGUGCAGGGUUGAAUUAUGUGAACCAUAUACCACCAGAAAUCCAAGAAUUAUUCCAUGCUAACAUCUGGUGCUCUUUAUCGAAACACAUGUUGAUAUCAGGGAACCUUUGAGAUGGAAAGCAUACAGCAGAUAGACAUUACAAUCCCUAAAGUACAUCUUCCUUUAAAUGAGAGCAGGUAUCUGCUUUGUAUCACAGCCUACUACAUACACAAUGUGCCUUUUAACGUCAGGGCUUCUGCUAAGUACGAGAGGAAAUAUUGUUCUCCAGCUUCAAAUUAUUUGUGCCUUUUGUACAAUAUUUCUUAAAGCCAGAAAAGUUUUUUAAACCAUUGUAUACAUGCUAUAGUGAUAGAAAAGCUAUUUGGAUAGAGAAGACAAAUCUAGUCUGUGUGUUUCCAUCUGUUUUAUUUACACAUCGAAAUAUAAAUGUUGUGCCCAAAAUGUAAAAAUGCCAUCCCUUACAUCCCCAUAACACUUUGCACCACUGUCUCCUGGCCCCGGGUAUUGAUGUUUGGUUUUCUUCUCGACCAGGACUUAACCACCACUAGAAAACAGAAAAACAAGAAAGGCAGAGUUAAUGAUUGGAGAAAACAAAACAGGACAUGAACAUUACUGUAAUAUUCCGGUUGCGUGACCAAGCAAACCGAUUGACCGAACUUUCUUCCAAAGACAGACAAUGUAACUCCUACACUCUAGUAAACUGUAUAUUCUGACUGUUAAGAUAAGAUAAUGGCCUAAAUGAAUAGUAUUUGGAUGUACUUUCCUACUGUGCCCAAAAAUAAAAUCAUGAAUGCUGCA
This is a messenger RNA of Cyclopterus lumpus (lumpfish), 1993 nucleotides long. It is a transcript of the gene tpk1, whose product is annotated as thiamin pyrophosphokinase 1. The coding region runs from base 140 to 901 and encodes 253 amino acids. The transcript is spliced from 9 exons. NCBI's taxonomy places the organism in Eukaryota, Metazoa, Chordata, Actinopteri, Perciformes, Cyclopteridae. Gene Ontology annotation, molecular function: thiamine binding; thiamine diphosphokinase activity; ATP binding. The record is from RefSeq and is a predicted model, not a curated record. Gene Ontology annotation, biological process: thiamine diphosphate biosynthetic process; thiamine metabolic process.